AGUUUCUAUCUACUAGAUUGGAUUAAACCAUCUAACAGAACUUAUAAAACAAGUAGUGUCUUCAUGGAGAAUGUACCAAACAUUAAAGAGGAUAUUUUUUACCUGGUCUUUAUGGGAGAAAAAAGAUUUCCAGUGUAUCAGAUGAUUGGCCCAGGAUAUUCAUGAUAUUGGUUCAAUGGUGAAGUAAAAUUUCAGAACUGAUACAGUAUGGAUAAACCAACAGUAUUAAGAAAUAAGAAGACCUUAUGAAAUCAACUUGUGUGAAAGAUAUGGUUCUGCUUCCCACAAAAAAUACUUUCUAAGUUGUCAUGUGUAGAAUGUCAUGCCUCAAGGGAAGGGAGCAGUGAAGAUGCAGAGAAUUAUUCGGAAAACGGAUAUCCUGAAGAGUCGAUUGUCGGCAUGAUUAAGAAUAAUAUAAUUACAGUGUCAAAGUAACAGCCAAAGAAUCUAUCAGAAAUAUAUACAUUAAAUAUUCAUACAGUGGAUAUGUGAACAGAUGAAAGUGCUUUUUGGAAAUGAUGAAGAUUUUCUGUCCAGGGAUGUGGAAAAAACUGGUAUGACCUUGAACCUAAAUUAGUUUGAAGGUCAAACGACAUCUAGACAAGGGCAAAAAGACAAAAUGGUGAAGUUAAUAACAUAAGUGAAAGCAAGGCAGUAAUAAUAUUUGAAUUGAAGUAAUAACAAGUUUUGAUUGGAAGAAAUUGGAAAUUUGAUAAUCGACUAUUAAAAAGAUCAUGAGAAAAUAGAAGUCUGGAAGCACUUAAGAGACUUGUAAAGUCUCGACACAGUUACGAGAAAGAUGGAGAAGAUAUUAAUUAUCGGUUUCAUGUUUUUCCCAACAUUACAGUCACUUGUAUAUUACAUAGAUGAAGAGAGUGGUUCAAAUAAAUUCCUUGGGAACAUUGCAACGGAUACAAACUUAGAAAAAUUGGUUAAUAAUUCUGACGAUUUUAAAACAAUACAAUAUAGCUUUCUUACUCAGGGACAUCCACAUUCAUCAAAAUUUAAGAUAAAUGAAACAACAAGUGAAAUCCGAACAAAAGAAAAUUUAGACAGAGAAACAAUCUGUGAAUAUUCCCCUUCAUGUGUAUUAUCUUUACAAGUUUCUGCCAAGUCAACAUAUGGAAUAUUUUUUGAAACAUUUGAUAUUUUUGUUCAUUUGAAUGAUAUCAAUGACAAUACACCGUAUUUCCCAUCAUCAAGUGUUAAUCUGUCAGUUUCCGAGGCUUCUCUUGUGGGAACAAAGUUUACAAUCAGCAGUGCAAUAGAUAAAGAUAGUACGAACUUUUCUGUGAUAGAUUACCAGAUCUCACCCCUUGGUUCACCAUUUAAUGUGGAAUUUUCUAAAAACCUUGAUGGACAAACCACAACAGUAUGGCUGAAAGUGAUAAGAACAUUGGACAGAGAAGUUAAAGACAGCUAUAAAAUUCAAAUUAUGGCAAAAGAUGGUGGCAACCCAGCAAAAAUAGGCACUUUGGAUGUUAAUCUUGUUGUUGAUGAUGUCAAUGAUGAAUCUCCUAAAUUCAGUAAAUCUUUGUACAAUGUAACUUUGGCUGAAGAUGUGGUUAUUAAUUCAACCAUUGUAACUGUUUCAGCAACCGAUUCUGAUUCCGGUAAAAAUGGAGAAGUGAGUUACAGAUUUAGUGCAAGUCAAAACCAGGAUAUUCUUUCAACUUUCUCAAUAAAUACUAAGACUGGAGAUAUCAAACUCAUAAAGAAGUUACAAUAUGAACCAAGCGAGUCAUACAAAAUGAUUGUAGAAGCAGUUGAUAAUGGUGAUCAGCCUUCAGUAUCUCAAGUUUUCGUUCAUGUAAAUAUUUUGGACUCUGGGAAUAAUCCACCUACAAUUAACAUUAACUUGUUAUCCGAUUCUGACAUGGCCGAGGUGUCAGAGUUCGCUAACAUGGGAGCUGUUGUGGCCCAUGUAAAAGUUGAUGAUGGUGACACCGGUCGAAACGGAAUAGUCACAUGUCAAAUCCAAAACAAUUUCUUCCAACUACAGCGCAUGGAAGUAAAAGAGUACAAGGUCAUAGUUCAUCAACCACUGGACCGUGAAGCAAAACCAGAACAUUUGGUUUCUGUUUUCUGUAGUGAUGUUGGAAGUCCCCCAUUAAACAGCUCCAAGAACUUUGUGGUUCAAGUUAUUGAUGAAAAUGAUCAGUCACCAGUUUUCAUGAAGACAACCUACACUGCAAGUAUUGCUGAAAACAACAAUUUCAAUGACGUUAUACUUCAUGUUUCUGCUUCAGAUCGGGACAUUGGAGUAAAUGCAGAGGUCACAUACAGACUACACGCAGAUUCAGGACAAGAUUUUACCAUUGACAGUGAAACAGGACUUAUUCGAGCCAACAACACCUUUGACCGAGAAAAAAUUGACCAAUACAAAUUUCGAGUUUUAGCUGUUGAUAAAGGGAAACAACCCCUGAGUUCAACAUGUACUGUUAUUGUAAACAUUGAUGAUGUAAAUGACAACGAUCCUAAAUUUGACAAAGAUGUCUACCAUGCUCGUGUCCUUGAAAAUCUUAAAGAUUUUAACGUAACUUCAUUGCAUGCUACUGACUUAGACAGCGAUGUGAAUGGAAUCAUAACUUACUCUCUAGCAAAAUCAUCUGAAGGAGUACCAUUCCAAGUGAUGCCGUACGGGACAAUUAAAACAACCAAACUUCUUAACAGAGAAGAUCAGGAUAGAUAUGCUUUCAUGGUGGUCGCGUUUGACCAUGGUAAUCCACCAAGAACCAGUACCGUCAAUGUGAUUGUUGAUGUAGACGACCAGAACGACUAUCACCCAAUCAUUAUGUACCCCAAUGCUACCAAUGAUACAGUUCUGGUUUCAUAUCAAUCACCUGUUAAUUCUGUUGUAACGAAAAUCAAAGCAUUUGACCCAGAUUUGGGACCUAAUAGUGACUUGCUUUUUUCAAUCAAAUCACGGAAUGACUCUGAUAUUUUCAACAUAAUCAGUACAACAGGUGAAGUGGUUGUGGUUCAGAGGAUGACCAUUCUAAACAUGAAUCUUAAAUAUUUCUUGGAGAUUGCUGUAUCUGAUAAAGGACUACCAACAUCUUUAACAUCAACAAGAAAAUUACACAUUGUUGUGUCGUUACGGAAUAUUACCUCAGCCUCACCAAUGGCACAAGAACAGCAGGACUAUAGUAUUGCUAUUGCUAUAACUGUUGUCGUGGUAACUAUAGUAUUGGCAGCAACAAUUAUCAUUACUAUAUUCGUUAUUCGUAGAUUGGAUAAACAGAAACGAAUGUACCAGGAGACUGUGGUACCAGAUCAGAAUAAGAAUCUGUUUUCCUCCUCUUCUGACAAAGGUUCGCUCUAUAGUCUGCCAGGUGACAGAUCAUCCAGUCAGCAUACAGAGUACAACCCUUCCCAUGAUGCAAACAGUGUAGCCAGUCAGAAUACAUAUCAGAGACCUCAAUCUGUAGCAGACAUAAGCCAUGAUGAGAGCCGAGACAAAAUUGGGGGAUAUUCCAGACCUAUUUCUCCAAACAGUGACGUGAGACAAUCAGAACUUACACGCCUUGCUUCCAUAAGAUUACACCAACAGUUAGCACAAUCACAUGACAAACCAUGGACCAAUCAGCAUUCAGAGCAUCCAGUCAGGAGACCUGGAGAUAACCAUAGUGACACAUCAGGGGAGACAAUUCCUAGUGAUAGUGGGCGGGGGAGCCUAGAUGAUGACCAUCAUAAUAUGUCAAAAUCACACCAAUCAGAAGACUUCAGAAAAUAUUUACUACAUCCAACAGGCCAGCAAGGCAGGAGGGGGACUCCACCUCACAAACAAAAUAUCUCAAAUCCAUCUCAUAUUCCAUAUACUGUAAAUAAACUGGGGCCAUCAACCCCACAUAAACAGACAAACAUUAGUAGUCCACGAGAUCCACCAAAUCAUCCAUUUUAUGAAAACAUUAAUCCACAUCAUCAAAAUCGUCAUAUUCCAUACACUGGGAGAGAUCACAUUUCAUACGGACAUUUCCAGAAGGGAUUACAUCAGCGACCAUAUUUAGAUGAGACAAUGGACAGUGUUAACACGGGUUAUGAUGACGAUGAUAAUACAACCACGUCUGGAAGUUACACAAUUGAUGCUGACGAUUUUCCUACGGAAGUGAAGUUCGAUAAAAUCCAAGAUGUGAUUGUUUAAUCGAUGAUUUUGAUUGGACAAUGUGGUGCUCCUCUAGUCAUUUUUAUACUCAUUUCGCAAAUUGAUUUAAAUGUUCAAAAAUGAUUUUAAAAAGUGCUGUUAUUUUAUAUAUAUGAACUCUUAAGUAUUAUAUAUUAAUUGCUAUGAAGUUAUUUCAUAUAUAUUGUUAUGUAUCAUUUUAUAAGAAAAUGGUAAAUGUAUUUGGCUUAAAACUUUAGCUUUCUUGAAAGACAAUUCCUAAUGUCUUGAAAAUAGAACAUAUAAGAUAUGUUUGAAAUUUAGACCUAACAAUUUGGGUAGUAUUUUUGCAAAACAAUCUUAAUGAAAAGUAUACAAAACAGUCUUUGUAAGAAUCAGGCAAUUUAGGUAAAAAUCAAAACAUGAUCAGAAAAAAACCACCGAGCUAAUCAUGCUAUUUAAUACUAACCAUCGUCCUCAGUUAAAAAUAAUUGGUCUUUCGUUUGUCUGUGUCUGGUAAUAUCAAAUAACUUGGUUAGAAAAUUGGUUAGAAUGAUAGCAAAUUAUAGCAUAUUACAGAGUUAUCUCCUCUUAUUCUUUAAUUUCUAGUGCAUUUCAACCAAAUUGUAUCUUCUAUUACCAGAACAGAAAACGGAAAUAAAUGUUAUUUUUGUGCAUAACUACAUUUUAUGAACUGAAAUCAAUGUCAAAUUGGGUGGGUUUUUUGGUCAUGUUUUCACCACUGCCUGAUUCUUAGGCAGACUGGCACUUAACACCAAAAAUAAAGUAUUCAUGUGUGUGUAUAUUGGCAUAUCUGAAGAUCAUUGCUAACCGUUGAUAUUCAAACAAGGGAGAUAAUCAAAUAAAAGUUGCAGUCAAAGGUCAUUUUUACAUAUCCUUUUUGGGGAGGGUGUGGUUGUCAACUAACCCAUCCUAUACAGGACAGUGAGGCAUUAUAUAUUUAUAAACAUAUUUUAAAAUAUGAAUUUGUUGAUGCACUCUUAUGGUUUUGAAUUAAAUUCUUCUGAAUAUUUCAAUUGUUCUUGAAAGAUAAGUGACAUAUAAGUGCAUCUCAGAUUGUUUUAAUUAUCUCCCUUUCAAUCAAGACCUGUGUAACACUUCUAUUGUUCAUUAUCAAUAAAACCUGUGUGUUGCUGUUUUCCCCUAAUAUGUAUUUCUAUAAAACCUAUUUUAAUGACAUGUAUAAUGACUGCUGCUCUAAUGUUUUUCUAAAUGAUCUCAAGAGUAAAAUAUUUUUGCAAUUUAUAGACAAUAUAAAAUAUGACAAUAUUUUCAUCAAAGUGAGACGACAAUUUUUACAUCAUGUAUAGAUAUCUUGUAAUGUCAGGUUGUACUAAGCCUAAAGUUGUUAUUAUUUUUGAUACCUUGCUUUUACUGUUGCGUUAUGAAAGAAUGUUAUUGAUAUUGUUAAUGAAUAAAUAUUUUAUAUA
Molecule: messenger RNA, 5553 nt
Organism: Mytilus trossulus (common blue mussel)
Lineage: Eukaryota; Metazoa; Mollusca; Bivalvia; Mytilida; Mytilidae
Product: putative protocadherin beta-18
Exons: 9
Coding region: 800-4144 (1114 amino acids)
Biological process (GO): homophilic cell-cell adhesion
Cellular component (GO): plasma membrane
Molecular function (GO): calcium ion binding
Source: RefSeq, a predicted model, not a curated record